Messenger RNA from Oncorhynchus kisutch (coho salmon), 6243 nucleotides. RefSeq names its product tyrosine-protein kinase JAK1. The record is from RefSeq and is a predicted model, not a curated record. Gene Ontology annotation, biological process: cell surface receptor signaling pathway via JAK-STAT; intracellular signal transduction; growth hormone receptor signaling pathway via JAK-STAT. Lineage: Eukaryota; Metazoa; Chordata; Actinopteri; Salmoniformes; Salmonidae. The transcript is spliced from 25 exons. Bases 208 to 3660 code for a protein of 1150 amino acids. Gene Ontology annotation, molecular function: ATP binding; growth hormone receptor binding; non-membrane spanning protein tyrosine kinase activity. Gene Ontology annotation, cellular component: membrane; cytosol; cytoskeleton.
GGAAUUGACACAACGCUUGCCUGGAAGACCCAAAACCGAGAUUUGCAAACUUCAUUACGCAGGACUGAACACCUUUAUCAAUGGUAAAUGCUGAGAAAGUCAUUAUAAUACAUAAUAAUAAUUGUACAUUGAUAUUGAGGCACUCGUGAAAGACCGUUUUUUUUUCUCCAGAGAAUCGUGGACGGCAAAACAUAGUGAAGCAGGACAAUGGAAGUGGGCAGGCAACUGUUGGUAAAGAUGAGGAUGAAGAGGAAGGGCGAGUUCACCUCAGUCCCUGUAUUACCACAGGGCCUCGAGGUCCAUCUCUACCUGGAAGACUCUCCCCAGCUGGAGUUUCUCCGAGGUUGUUACACUGCUGAGGAGCUGUGCACAAAGGCAGCCAAGAAGUGCGGCAUUUCCCCUCUUUGCUGCAAUUUGUUUGCCCUGUAUGAUGAGGUCAGGAAAAUCUGGUUCCCUCCGAAUCACACCUUCAAGGAAAGCAGCCGUUUAAAGCUCCACUAUCGCAUGAGGUUCUACUUCACCAACUGGCAUGGUGCGAAUGAGAGUGUGCCACGUGUUUGCAGACACACCCUCAAGAGUAAGAACAGCAAUGAACCAGAGGGUAACCCCCUCCUUGACACUGCCUCACUGAAGUAUCUGUUUGCCCAGGGUCAGCAUGACUUCCUGAAGGGGUGGGCCACACUGGGUAACCCUCAGAAUGAAGAGGAGGUCCACUAUAUUGAGAAUGAGUGCCUGGGGAUGGCAGUGUUGUCUAUCUCACACCAUGCCCUGGACAACAACAUCGUCAUCCCUGGUGUAGCAGGGCAAAUCAGCUAUAAGAAAUAUAUCCCAGAUAGAGUGAACCAAAUCAUCAAGCAGCGCAACUUCCUGACCCGACUCCGUAUCUCCCGGGUGUUCCAGGACUUCCUCAGCGAGUUCAACAACAAGACAGUGCAGAGCGACAACGUCAGCACCCACGACAUCAAGGUCAAAUACCUAGCUACAUUGGAAACUCUGACCUGUGGGUUCGGCUGUGAGGAGUACGAGCCCAAAGUGCUCCGUGUGACGGACAGCGAAGGGGAGAUCCAAGGAACACCCACUUCCUGUAACCAGGGUCAGCCCACCCAGUACCAAGUCCUUGUGUCUGGAAAUACAGGGAUCAAGUGGCGGAGGAAGCUACAGAAUGUGACAAAUGCAUGGACUGCCAAAGAGAAGAAAAAAUCCCUAAAGCACAAAACCAACAUCAACCUGACGAACAAACCACCUCAAGGCGUUUCGAACGACUGGAAAACCUUCUCCGAUUUCCAUGAGAUCACACACAUCAACAUCAAGGGCUCUGCAGUCACUGUCCACAAGCAGGACAACAAAAAUAUGGAACUGGGCCUGGGUUUCCAUGCAGAGGCGUUGUCUUUUGCCGCCCUUAUUGAUGGAUACUUCCGUCUGACGGUGGACGCACAUCACUUCCUGUGUACAGAUGUGGCCCCUCCCUCUGUGGUGCGGAACCUGCAGGAAGGCUGUCAUGGGCCAAUCAGCAUGGACUACACCUCCCACAAGCUGCGUCAGGAGGGCGAGGAGGAGGGCAUGUACGUCCUGCGCUGGAGCUGCAUCAACUAUGACCACAUCCUCCUGACUGUCACAGGCAACGAGGUGGACCUGACCAAUAGUCGUCCGUACCGUAGCUUUAAGAUCGAGGUGGGGCCGGAGGGCUACAGCCUGAAUGGUACGGACCUGAGGCAGCCCUCCCUCAGGGAGCUGACGGAACAGCUGAGGGGCCAGACUCUCAGUACAGACAGAGGCUUCUUCCAGCUCCGCAAGGCCUGCCCUCCCCAGCCCAGAGAAAUCUCUAACCUUCUGUUCGUGACAAAGAGAGAGGCGGAGCCGACACAUCCCAUACAGAGUCAACUCAUCUUCCACAGGAUCCUCAAAGAGGACAUUUUGCAGGAGGAGCACUUGGGCUGUGGCACCAGAACUAACAUCUAUGCUGGCAAACUGAAGAUAAAGUGUGAGGAAGAGAAGGAUGUAUGGGGUUCCCAAACCCACCACCAGGUCAAAGUGGUCCUGAAAAUGCUGCGGUCCCAACACAGGGACAUCUCUAUGGCUUUCUUUGAGACGGUCAGUAUGAUGCAUCAGGUGUCCCACCAACACAUCGCUCUGCUGCAUGGUGUCUGUGUUCGCAACCAGGACAAUAUCAUUGUGGAGGAGUAUGUGAAGCUGGGUCCUCUGGAUGUGUUCAUGAAGGGGUGUCGUCUUCAACUCAGCACUUCCUGGAAAUUCCAGGUGGCCAAACAACUGGCCAGCGUCCUCAGCUACCUGGAGGAUAAGAAGCUGGUCCAUGGUUAUGUGUCUGCUAAGAACAUCCUAGUGGAGCGGGAUGGCCUGGAGGGAGAGACUGGGCCCUUCAUCAAACUCAGUAGCCCUGGGGUCCCCAUCUCCGCACUCAACAGACAAGAGUGUGUGGAGAGGAUUCCGUGGAUCGCCCCAGAGUGUGUGAGGGACAGCCAGGUCCUGAGUGUUGCGGUGGAUAAGUGGGGCUUCGGCACCACGCUGUGGGAGAUCUGCUAUGAUGGAGAGGCUCCUCUCAAAGACAAGAAACUCAUAGAGAAGGAGAUGUUCUACUCGGCCCAGUGUUCCCUGGUGACCCCAGACUGCCCUCAGCUGGGUGAGCUCAUCACCAAAUGCAUGACCUACGACCCCAAGAGGAGGCCCUUCUUCAGGGCCAUAGUCAGGGACCUCACCGGGGUGGCUGAGCAGAACCCUGCUCUGCCUCCUGGUAGGGUGCCCAUCCAGGAAGUGGACCCCACCGUGUUUGAAACCAGGUUCCUCAGGAAAAUCAAAGACCUGGGUGAGGGUCACUUUGGCAAGGUGGAGUUGUGUCAGUAUGACCCCCGUGGGGACGGUCGAGGGCAGCUUGUGGCGGUCAAGUCUCUGAAGCCAGAGAGCAGAGGUCAGCUGUGGAGAGAGAUAGACACCAUGAGAGAACUAUACCACCACAACAUUGUCAAAUACAGAGGAGUGUGUAGCGAGGAUGGUGGGAGAACCACUAAGCUGAUCAUGGAGUACCUGCCAGCGGGGAGCCUGAAGGACUACCUGCCCUGGAGGAAACACCAGACUGACCUCAGGAGACUCCUCCACUACGCCCUCCAGAUCUGCCAGGGAAUGGAUUACUUGGGAUCCCAGCGGUUCAUCCACCGGGAUCUGGCGGCUCGGAACGUUCUGGUGGAGAACGAGAGCACGGUGAAGAUCGGAGACUUUGGCCUGACCAAGAGCAUGAAGGAGGACAAGAGUUACUACACUGUCAGAGAGGAGACCGACAGCCCUGUGUUCUGGUACGCUCCCGAGUGCCUGGUGGACUGUAAGUUUUACCCUGCGUCUGACGUGUGGUCCUUCGGGGUGACCCUCUAUGAGUUGUUGACCUACUGUGAGACAAGCAGCAGUCCUACCACGGUAUUCUUGGAGAUGCUUCGUCCAAUCCAGGGUCAGAUGAAUAUCACCCAAUUGGUGGAAGUGCUGAUGGCCGGCAGGAGGCUGCCUUGUCCACCUCACUGCCCGGAUGCGGUAUACUCUCUGAUGAGGAGGUGUUGGGAGAGUUCCCCGGAGAACAGGAUUCUGUUCAAAGACCUGAUCACAGAGCUGGAGCUGCUGCUGGAUGAGAGGCACGGAGGAGAUGGACUGGCUGUCUGACCUGACGAAGCUGCAGCUGGACGAGAGGCACGGAGGAGAUGGACUGGCUGUCUGACCUGACGAAGCUGCAGCUGGACGAGAGGCACGGAGGAGAUGGACUGGCUGUCUGACCUGACGAAGCUGAAGCUGCAGCUGGACGAGAGGCACGGAGGAGAUGGACUGGCUGUCUGACCUGACGAAGCUGCAGCUGGAUGAGAGGCACGGAGGAGAUGGACUGGCUGUCUGACCUGACGAAGCUGCAGCUGGACGAGAGGCACGGAGGAGAUGGACUGGCUGUCUGACCUGACGAAGCUGCUGCUGGACGAGAGGCACGGAGGAGAUGGACUGGCUGUCUGACCUGACGAAGCUGGAGCUGCUGCUGGAUGAGAGGCACGGAGGAGAUGGACUGGCUGUCUGACCUGACGAAGCUGCAGCUGGACGAGAGGCACGGAGGAGAUGGACUGGCUGUCUGACCUGACGAAGCUGAAGCUGGACGAGAGGCACGGAGGAGAUGGACUGGCUGUCUGACCUGACGAAGCUGCUGCUGGACGAGAGGCACGGAGGAGAUGGACUGGCUGUCUGACCUGACGAAGCUGCUGCUGGACGAGAGGCACGGAAGAGAUGGACUGGCUGUCUGACCUGAUGAAGCUGAAGCCGCAGCUGGACGAGAGGCACGGAGGAGAUGGACUGGCUGUCUGACCUGAUGAAGCUGAAGCCGCAGCUGGAUGAGAGGCACGGAGGAGAUGGACUGGCUGUCUGACCUGACGAAGCUGCAGCUGGACGAGAGGCACGGAGGAGAUGGACUGGCUGUCUGACCUGACGAAGCUGGAGCUGCUGCUGGAUGAGAGGCACGGAGGAGAUGGACUGGCUGUCUGACCUGACGAAGCUGACAUAGAUGGAUAGAUAAUAAUACUAGUGAUGGACUGAUAUGACAUUUAUGACCAAUAUCCCAUAUUUUCCUUGCCAAAAACAAACUGAAAUUUUAGCAGCCUUUUAAGCAUUAUAGUACAGUUAAAUAGUUAACACACACACACACACGGACGCAGAGGUCUAAGGCACUGCAUCUUAGUGCAAGAGGCGUCACUACAGUCCCUGGUUCAAAUCCAGGCUGUAUCACAUCCGGCCGUGAUUGGGAGUACCGUAGGGCAAUGCACAAUUGGCCCAGCGUCUUCCGGGUUUGGCCGGGGUAGGCCGUCAUUGUAAAUAAGAAUUUGUUCUUAACUAACUUACCUAGUUAAAGAAAUCCACACUGACCAAAAAUGUAUUUUGUUGGCAUUUACGUAUGUCCCCAUUACCAGUAAAACAUAAUCAAUCUAUUUACUUCACUUACUUACUGUGCUGUUUCAUUGUUCAGUUGUUUCAUUCUCAACCAGGAUGUCAUCAUACAUGUCAAGCAGUGACGUUUCAGCUCUGCCUGUGCCCGACCAGUCGGCGAAAGCCAACAUCACCCACGACAGAGAACGGUUGAUUGUCAAGGGCAAUGAAAUCCAUUAUCUUGGCGUUGAUGGAUUUCACCUUUGCAUUGUCUCUCUGAAAAUGUUCUUACUCUUUCAAAUGACUGCUGGACUUAUUGGCGACUCGAUCCACACAGCAGACAUUGUGGGCCAGGUUAGGAAUGCUGUGUUGCACGUGUAGUGUAAAAUGUUACGUGAUGUCAUUAUAUAGGUAUACAUGUCAGCUUUGACAUCGGUGUUAAACUAGACAUCGGGCCGAUGUUGGCAUUUUUAGCUAAUAUCGGCCAAUUUCGAUAUGUUCACUGAUAUCGUGCAACCUUAAAUAAUAGAAUUCAUAUCAUAAUAUUUAUGCCAUUUAGACACUUUUUAUCCAAAUAGAUGGAUGGAUGAAAACACAGUCGACAAAGAUGGACAGAAAGCACAGACAGAAAGCUCACUUGUCAAACGAUAACAAGCAAUAUAAUAGGAGAACAAAUAUAGGCUAGAUUGAAAACUGGACACUGUAGCACUCAGCCAUUAGGUUAGCCACUGUAGCCCCCUACCACACCCAACCCUGUUCUCUCACACUGGAGCCCCCUACCACACCCAACACUGUUCUCUCUAUGACCAGUUUGGCCUACCAUCCCUCACAAGCAGAUUACAAAUGAACUGGUUCAACCUUACUAAAACCCUUACUGGCUAAGCCCCAGUCCUGUCCUUCUACAGCCUACACUCUCAAAUCAAAUCACACUUCAUUACUUACUGGCUAAGCCCCAGUCCUGUCCUUCUACAGCCUACACUCUCAAAUCAAAUCACACUUCAUUACUUACUGGCUAAGCCCCAGUCCUGUCCUUCUACAGCCUACACUCUCAAAUCAAAUCACACUUCAUUACUUACUGGCUAAGCCCCAGUCCUGUCCUUCUACAGCCUACACUCUCAAAUCAAAUCACACUUCAUUACUUACUGGCUAAGCCCCAGUCCUGUCCUUCUCCCAGUCCUUCUACAGCCUACACUCUCAAAUCAAAUCACACUUCAUUUGCCACAUGCACCGAAUACAACAAGUGUAGACUUACUGAAAUGAAAUGCUUACUUACAAGCCCUUAACCAACAGUGCAGUUCAAGAAGAAGAAAAUAUGUUUAUAUAGUAAUAAAGUACAAGAAGUUUUCACAU